This is a messenger RNA of Culicoides brevitarsis, 1488 nucleotides long. RefSeq lists its product as uncharacterized. Gene Ontology annotation, cellular component: plasma membrane. Lineage: Eukaryota; Metazoa; Arthropoda; Insecta; Diptera; Ceratopogonidae. Gene Ontology annotation, biological process: sensory perception of smell; detection of chemical stimulus involved in sensory perception of smell. Gene Ontology annotation, molecular function: olfactory receptor activity; odorant binding. The transcript has 7 exons. Bases 1 to 1488 code for a protein of 495 amino acids. The record is from RefSeq and is a predicted model, not a curated record.
AUGCUUGGAACAACUCAAUUGUUACUUUGCUGCUUCGCUGGAACUCUUUUGGAUAAUAAACAUGAUAAAUUGAUAGAAUGCACUUAUGACAUCUGUUGGUAUAACAUGAAAAUUAAGGAUCAGAAAAAACUCGGAUUUCUUCUUCAGGCGACUCAAAAAGAAGUUUCUGUCGAAUACUUGUUCGGAGUUUUGAAUAUACCGCUUUUUGUUGAAAUUUACAAGAAAAUCUAUUCAGGAUUGACUAUGAUGAUUCAAAUGAAAAAUGAGUAUUUUUACUCCAAAACUUGUGAGCUCCUCAAAAAAUGGUCUUAUUUCGUGGGCUUGGAUGUCAUCAAAGAAAACUAUUCUCCUGUAAAUACAAGAUUGUUCCUUCUUGUAUUGUUCAAUUCAUCUCUCAUUGUAUUCAACAUAACUUCUCUUUAUGAAAGACGCUCUCUGGGCAUCGUCGAAAUUUCAUUAAGUUGUAUUCCUCUUGGAACGUUGUUUCAAGGUAUCGCUAAACAACUUACCUUUUGUUUGAACCAUACCGACAUGAAAAAUCUCGUGGAUUCAGGAGCAAUGUUUUAUAAUUCGCUAAAAUACGACAAAAUGAAAGGCAAAGCUCGUGAUUACGCUUUCUUUGGUUAUAUGGUCUUUAACCAUUUCAUCCGUUAUGCGUAUAUUUUUGCAGUUCUUGUAGUCCUUUUGACUCCAAUGAUCUACGUUAACUUUUUCGGUGCGGAGAAAAUUUUAGCUUAUGAAGUGAAUAUACCAUUAAUAGAUGCAAAAUCGGACUACGGAUAUUGGAUAAAUUUUGCAAAUCAUUCUGUGGCUUCUGCUUAUUACAUUAUUGGUUUGGUAGCGGGUGAUGGAAUUUACAUAAUGUUACUUACAAAUGCAUUUACUCAGCUUGAAAAUAUCUACUUUGAGUUGGAAAAUUUGGAUUCGUUGACUCGUAAGUCAAACAAAAAAAUGAAGAAACAAAAAGUUCGAGAUCAAAUUAAAGACCAAACCAAAACUCAAGUAGAACAGAAAGAUAUUGAUAAAGAGAUUUCUGAAAAGUUGAAUCACAUUAUUGAAUUGCAUCAAAACUACUUGAGUUUCAUAAAACAAGUUAACGAAAUAUUUCUCGGAUUAUUCACUGUCAAUGUUUUUACUAUGGUUUUUCAAAUUGUAGUUUCACUCUUUAUUGUCGUGGUUUCAGUUGGCACCAUUUUAUCUGCACCAAUUUUCGCGCUGCUUGGAUCAACUCAAUUGUUACUUAGCUGUACUGUUGGAACUCUUUUGGAUAAAAAACAUGACAAAUUGAUAGAAUGCACUUACGACAUCUGUUGGUACAAUAUGAAAGUUGAGGAACAGAAAAAGGUUAAAUUUUUACUUCAAGCGACUCAACAAGAAGUAUUCAUCGGGUAUGCGUUUGGAGCUUUGAAUAUUCCGCUUUUUGUAGAGAUUUACAAAAAAAUCUACUCGGGUCUUACGAUGUUGAUGCAAAAGAAGAAUUCUGUUUAA